Messenger RNA from Manacus vitellinus (golden-collared manakin), 1555 nucleotides. RefSeq names its product neuropeptide Y receptor Y4-2 (gene NPY4R2). The coding region runs from base 208 to 1341 and encodes 377 amino acids. NCBI's taxonomy places the organism in Eukaryota, Metazoa, Chordata, Aves, Passeriformes, Pipridae. Gene Ontology annotation, molecular function: pancreatic polypeptide receptor activity; neuropeptide binding. The record is from RefSeq and is a predicted model, not a curated record. The transcript is spliced from 2 exons. Gene Ontology annotation, biological process: G protein-coupled receptor signaling pathway. Gene Ontology annotation, cellular component: neuron projection; plasma membrane.
AGAAGAUCUUACUUCACUGCUUCAACAUUCCUUCUUUCUUCCAAAAUAGAAAUGUGCAUCAACUGCAGUGAUUCUCUCCAUCGGUAACAGAUACACCCAGAUCUUCCACAGCCAGACGGAACAGAUAAAGCCCAUUUUAGGCUGGCUCCAGAAGACCUAAAUUGUGUUCGACUACCAUCCUUUGUGAUAAAUAUUUUGGAAUUCAGGAUGAAUAAGACAAGGGCUGCUAACGAUGGUUUUCAUUUCCUGAACAGCAAGAACUGGAACUCAAACCGAAGCUUUCCCAUGAACAUUUCUAAUCAGUGCAUGAACAUCACCGACCUUACUGUCUUCCUGGCCACCUCUUACAGCUUGGAGACUGUCCUAGGGAUUGUGGGAAACAUCUGUCUGAUUGCCGUCAUUGCCAGGCAGAAGGAAAAGGCCAAUGUCACCAACAUCCUAAUUUCCAAUUUAAUAAUUUCAGACUUGUUUAUGUGUCUUGUCUGCCUGCCUUUCACCAUUGUUUACACCAUGAUGGACUACUGGAUAUUUGGAGAAGUCAUGUGCAAAAUGACCUCUUUUACUCAGUGCACAACUGUGACAGUGUCAAUACUUUCCCUUGUCCUUAUUGCUCUGGAAAGACACCAGCUCAUCAUAAACCCAACUGGUUGGAGGCCAAAUACCUCCCAAGCCUAUCUAGGAAUUGGAGUAAUUUGGAUUUUAGCAUGUCUCAUGUCCCUACCCUUUUUGACCACAUCCAUCUUGUCUAAUGACUUGUAUGAGCAGCUCUCACACUUCAUGAAUUUUUCCACUGAUAAGGCCAUAUGCAUCAACUCGUGGCCUUCUGAGCAACACAAACUUAUCUACACCACCACUCUACUGCUCUUGCAAUAUUGCAUCCCGCUGUUCUUCAUUAUACUUUGCUACCUGCGUAUCUACUUACGUCUACAGAAGAGAAAGGACAUGUUUGAGAAGAGUGAAUACAGCAACCGAGCAGUUCAGCUGAGAAGGAUAAACAUUUUGUUAGCAUCUAUGGUGGCUGCUUUUGCUGUUUGCUGGCUACCACUGCAUAUUUUCAACACCAUCGUAGACUGGAAUUACAAAAUCAUUUCACCUUGCCACCACAACCUGAUCUUCUCAUUAUGCCACCUGGUAGCUAUGGCUUCCACCUGUGUCAACCCUGUUAUCUAUGGUUUCCUAAAUAGCAACUUCAAAAAAGAAGUGAAGUCACUGAUUCUGAGCUGCCAGCACAAUUCAGUAACUGCAUCAAUGGAAGAAUAUGAUCAUUUGCCUUUAUCCACCAUGCAGACUGAAAUUUCCAAGGGCUCGCUGAUGUUGAACUGCAGACAUAAUUCUAUCUGACUAGGAGAAAAUAUUUCAGAAGGGUUCACUGACACCACACACCAAUUAUUACCUGUGAGUGUAUAAAGUAACAGGUGAUGCCGUAUCUGGAAGGUGAACAGGAUAUCAUUACCACCUGAUUUUUGGAAGAAUAGGCAAAGGAAGGUCAGAAAUGUUAACAGCUGCUGCUAUGGUACACGAUUUUCUUCAUGUCAUAGAGAUGAUAUGGACACUG